Molecule: messenger RNA, 2121 nt
Organism: Hypoxylon trugodes
Lineage: Eukaryota; Fungi; Ascomycota; Sordariomycetes; Xylariales; Hypoxylaceae
Exons: 1
Coding region: 516-1808 (430 amino acids)
Source: RefSeq, a predicted model, not a curated record
GGCGUUUCUUUAUCAAUAUGCGCCUAUUAAAUACAAGCACCUACGAAGUUCAUGAAUUUUUAAGUGAUGAUGACAGUCGACGCUACGCCAUCCUCUCUCAUAUGUGGGGCGACGAUGAAUGCACGCUACAACAAAUGUCAACACCAGAUGUGUCAACUCGAAAGGGGUAUUCCAAAAUCAAAUAUGGUUGUGAACAAGCCGUAAAGGAUGGUUUGGAAUGGGCCUGGGUGGAUUCGUGGGUGUUGAGCGAGGGCGGGUUCACCAAAAAAUGGACACUACAAGAAUUAAUUGCCCCAAAGGAAAUGCACUUUUAUUCUAUGCAUUGGAGAUGCUUGGGAUCGAAGCUCGACCUACAAGACCAGCUACAAGAUAUUACCAACAUAGAUUGAAGUGUUCUUUUAAUCGGAAUAUUUGAUGACAUCUGCGUGGUGAAAAGGAUGUCCUGGGCAGCGAAGCGACAAACAACAUGAACAGAAGAUUGGGCGUAUUCUCUCCUUGGUAUAUUCGAUGUCAAUAUGCCGCUGCUUUAUGGGGAAGGUAAGAAGGCUUUCCUCCGCUUACAGGAAGAGAUUAUGAAAACUUCAGACGACCAGACUCUUUUCGCCUGGGGUUUGCCGCAGGAGUUUGAGCCUGCAUCUUUAGACAAUCGACAGCUCCGGUAUACCUCACAGCUGCGGGGCUUGCUUGCGGAGUCGCCCUUGGAGUUUAUGACAUCGCAUGAUAUUAGGCCCUUGUCAAGCCCCCAGUUCGUUAUGCCUCCCAUCAUAUUCAGUAAUGGGGUACGAAUCGAGUUGCCUGCAUGGUCAAAGAUGCCUUAUGCACUUGCCGUAAUAGCUUGUUAUGUACACGGCUGGAGUACAGAAUAUCUCGGUAUUCCUUUGCUUUACUGGAGAGACAAAUUUACCGCCCGAUGUGGCCCUCCGGUCCUAAUACCCAACACCCCUGGGCAAUCUUGGUCGACACCACAGAUGAAAACGUUUUCAGUGAAGGCACCUAGCUUGAAUCUAGGUCAUACGCUACCUCCCCCAAGUAGUUUCACUCUUGUGAGGUCGGCGCCGUGGGAACAAUACGAUUACUUCGGAAUUGAUGAGGUUUAUUGUCUACGCGACGCCUUUUAUUUUCCUGCCACCCAAAAAAUCAGUUUCCGAACUAGCCAUAAGGGUCCUCUCGCGGUCGUGUUCUUCAGUCCAGGUCUUGAGCCUGAGGAAAUCCAGCGCCAGCGAAUAGAGAACCUCAAAGCUAGGUUUUCUAGGUACGGCUCUAGAUUCAAAAUCAGCGAUGGGUACGCGAUCUCAUUCGCCAUCGUCUUAGGUCUUGAUGCUGAGCAUUGGGCGGCUUUUGUACCGAUCCUAGAUGAAGACAACCCUAGUAAGGAGUUUCAUCAUCUGCUUAAAGACCAAGGGGAAUUGGCAAAACAUUGCAUGACGAAGCACCAGUUGAAAGAUCUUUUGAAUGGUAGAGAGGAUGCGAAAUUAUUCCUACAAAGCAGAAGCAACCAUCUUGACCAGACGCUUUAUAGUUAUGAAAAUACAUGGCGUAGUUACGGAACAUGGCCUAAUGGGGGCGGCAAAGAGCUAGAAUUAGGGGUAGUAAACCUGUGCACCAGACUUCGGAUAGGUCUCGUCGACAUGUUCGAAAAUACCGUCUUUGUUUCUAUUCAAAUUGCCCCUCGUAUAGUCAGCAGCUCGGUACCACCUGAUGUCGACAGCAAGGAUUUCAAAAUCGCUGAACAUAUGAAGGUAGACCACGCAAAUUUUAUGCCGGACUGGUGGGAGAUCGGUAGAUUACAAUGGUUCCAGGAAUUCUAGGGAUAAGAAUACCUAGGCAAGGGUAAACUAACACCAUGGCGAUACGUGGGAUGUAAGCUUCAAUCCGUUGAAUCAUCUUAAUAAGAGACAGAGGUUAUCGCUGCGUAAUAGGUGAUAUGCGGAUAUGAAAAAACCAGAGCCCAUAUACCUACAACAUGUAAGGAUGGUAAAAGUUAACACUGAAGGAGAGAGAGAGAGAGAGGCCACAGCUAGCUAUCUUGUGAUUGAUUAGCCACACCUCCGCGCAUAUCUAAUGAAUUCUUUAUAAAACCAAUUAAUCAUUACUAAAAUGACAUAAAAAUAUUAAUAAUUA